GUAGCAAUUGCCCAUUAAUUUUGUACCAUCGUUCGCCACCGCUAUCACUAUAAAAAGUGGCAUCUCAUUGUGGUUUGAUCAAUCCAUACAUUUUUAAAACAAUUUUGAGAAAAGUUCUUAGAUUUUGUUGAUCAAUGGAGCAUUUGUUUUCUUUGUGUUGUUUAGUGAUAAUGGUGUUUUUCAGUGUCCCUCUUGGAGCUGAGGCUCGGGCUUUCUUUGUCUUUGGGGACUCUCUAGUUGAUAAUGGCAAUAAUGACUUCCUAUUCACUACUGCUAGAGCCGAUUCACCACCUUAUGGCAUUGACUAUCCCACUCAUCGUCCCACUGGCCGCUUCUCUAAUGGCCUUAACAUCCCAGAUCUAAUCAGUGAGCAUAUGGGAAUGGAGUCCCCAUUGCCAUACUUGCAUCCGUCGCUAAAGGGAGACAAGCUCCUAGCUGGUGCCAACUUUGCUUCUGCUGGAAUUGGAAUCCUCAAUGAUACUGGAGUUCAAUUUUUAAAUAUAGUUCGGAUGUGGAAACAAUUAGAGUAUUUCCAACAAUUCCAAGUCCGACUGACAGAUAUUGUUGGACCAGACCGAACUCGUGAGAUAGUCAGCAAUGGGAUCUCACUCAUAUCCCUUGGUGGAAACGACUUCGUGAACAACUACUACCUUGUUCCACUUUCUGCUAGAUCUCGCCAAUUCUCUCUACCAGAUUAUGUUCGCUAUGUAGUUUCUGAAUAUAGAUACAUUCUUUCGACAAUGUAUGAUGUGGGAGCCAGAAAGGUGUUGGUGAUGGGCACAGGACCUAUGGGAUGUGUGCCGGCAGAAUUGGCACAACGGAGUAGAGCCGGAGAAUGUUCAGUAGAGUUGCAACGGGCAGCCAAUUUAUUCAACCCUCAACUGAAUGAUAUGUUAAAAGGACUCAAUGAUGAGAAGGGUAGUAAUAUUUUCGUAGCCGCUAAUACAAUGAAAAUGCAUAUGGAUUACAUAUCUAAUCCUCAAGCCUAUGGAUUUAUAACAUCAAAAGUAGCAUGUUGUGGACAAGGACCAUACAAUGGACUUGGAUUAUGCACACCAAUGUCAAACUUGUGUCCAAACAGAGACAUCUAUGCAUUUUGGGAUCCUUUCCAUCCUUCAGAAAGGGCCAAUAGAAUUAUUGUGCAACAAAUUAUUGGUGGCACUUCCAACUACAUGAAUCCGAUGAAUCUUAGCACCAUCCUGACCAUGGAUUCCAAGGCUUGAUCUUUUAUUUUAUGUAUGAUCCAUUGUAUCCAACUUUGUUUAUUGAAAGUAAUUCUUAGUUUGUAUUUUCUAUAUUAAGUUGAAGCAAGAUGUAUGUGUGUUUGUAGUUAAUAACAUGCUUAAGUUAUUGUUUAAGGCAUAAUUAAGGUUUGGAUGAAUUUGUCUUUGUUCCA
Molecule: messenger RNA, 1396 nt
Organism: Lactuca virosa
Lineage: Eukaryota; Viridiplantae; Streptophyta; Magnoliopsida; Asterales; Asteraceae
Source: the annotation of a GenBank genome assembly